Solanum lycopersicum (tomato) is the source of this 6986-nucleotide messenger RNA. RefSeq names its product probable LRR receptor-like serine/threonine-protein kinase At3g47570. Gene Ontology annotation, biological process: protein phosphorylation. The record is from RefSeq and is a predicted model, not a curated record. Gene Ontology annotation, molecular function: ATP binding; protein kinase activity; protein binding. NCBI's taxonomy places the organism in Eukaryota, Viridiplantae, Streptophyta, Magnoliopsida, Solanales, Solanaceae.
AAUACAUACAACUUGUUAAACUAAACAUUAAUCUGAACCAAGAAAACACUGCACAGACUAAGUGUUGACUGAAUUGAAUUUGAUAUCAUUAAAAUAUAUUCCUUUGCAUUAUCUAUUCUUGUUGGCUUAAUUAUGGAUAGAAGUUUCAUUCUUCUCUUUUUCAUUCUACUACAUAACAAUAUUUUACAUGCUACUGUUCCUAAUAUUAGCAGUGAUGAAGCUGCUCUUCUUGCACUUAAAUCACACAUUUCUAACAAUAUCAUAGCAACAAACUGGUCUUCUUCCGUCUCCGUUUGCAGCUGGAUUGGAAUCACUUGCAGCUCCCGUCACCAUCGAGUCACUGCUUUAGACAUUUCAAGCAUGCAACUUUAUGGUACCAUUCCUCCACACCUUGGAAACCUCUCAUUUAUUUCAUCGCUUGACAUCAGUAACAACACUUUCCAUGGAGAGUUGCCACUAGAGUUGGUUCGUUUGCAGAGGUUGAAAUUCUUUAAUACUAAAAACAAUAACUUCACCGGAGCCAUUCCAUCAUUUUUAAGUUUGUUACCAAACCUACGCUUUCUGUACCUAUCGAAUAACCAAUUUUCGGGUAAAAUUCCAUCCUCCCUUUCCAAUCUGACAAAACUGCAAGUGUUGUCAAUACAGAGUAAUUAUAUUGAAGGAGAGAUCCCUCAAGAACUCGGUGAUCUUCGUUCCUUGAUUAUCCUAAACCUGCAAUAUAAUCAGCUUAGUGGCUCUAUACCAUCUUCAAUCUUUGACAUCACUACAAUGCAAGUAAUUGCUCUUAGUGGCAACAAUCUUACUGGAAAGAUUCCAAUCACGAUAUGUGAUCAUCUUCCAGACUUGGAAGGACUUUACCUCGGCAGAAACUCCCUUGAUGGAGUUAUUCCACCAAACCUGGAGAAAUGCAGAAAGCUUCAAAUAUUGGAAUUGACUGAAAAUGAGAUUGCUGGAACUGUACCAAGAGAGUUAGCCAACUUAACAACUCUUACAGGACUAUAUCUUAUGGAUCUGCAUUUGGAAGGAGAGAUACCAAUGGCGCUCGCUAAUCUUAAGAAACUUCAAACAUUAGUAUUAUCACUGAAUGAGCUAACUGGCUCUAUCCCUGACAGCAUUUUCAACAUGUCAACACUGCAGAAAAUAGAUUUUGGACAAAACAAGCUUACAGGUACUCUGCCUUCAGAUUUAGGUCGUGGAAUGCCCGACCUACAAGUAUUUUAUUGUGGAGGAAAUAAUCUGAGUGGUUUUAUCUCUGAUUCAAUCUCUAAUUCUUCAAGACUCACAAUGUUAGACCUCUCCAGCAACAGUUUCACAGGUCUAAUUUCAAAAUCACUUGGUAACUUAGAAUACCUUGAGGUUCUCAACUUGUGGGGGAAUAAUUUUGUCAGCGAUUCAACAUUGAGCUUCCUUGAAUCAUUGACAAACUGUAGGAAUCUAAGAGUACUCACGCUUGGUGGUAAUCCGUUGGAUGGUGUUUUGCCUGCAUCUGUUGGUAAUUUCUCAAACUCCUUGCAAAUUUUUGAAGCAUCUAAAUGUAAACUGAAGGGUGUCAUUUCAAAACAAAUUACUAAUCUUACUGGAUUGACAAGGAUGAGUCUGUCGAACAAUCAGUUGAUAGGUCAUAUUCCAAAAACAGUGCAAGGAAUGCUGAACCUUCAAGAACUUUACCUAGGAAGCAACAAGUUAGAAGGAGCCAUACCAGAUGUUAUCUGCAGUUUACAGUAUCUUGGUGCAUUAGAAUUGUCAGAAAAUCAAUUUUCUAGUUCCGUUCCACCAUGCUUAGGGAAUGUUACUAGUUUGAGGACACUCUAUCUAGAUAACAACAAGCUGGAUUCUAGAUUACCUGCAAGAUUGGGGGGACUUCAAAACAUCAUAGAGUUCAAUAUUUCAUCCAAUUAUUUGAGUGGAGAAAUUCCGCUAGAGAGCGGAAACUUGAAGGGUGCAACACUGAUUGAUCUGUCAAAUAAUUAUUUUUCUGGUAAGAUUCCUAGUACUCUAGGGGGCCUAGAUAAAUUAAUUUAUCUUUCUCUAGCACAUAAUAGAUUAGAAGGGCCUAUUCCUGAAUCAUUUGACAAAUUGUUGGCAUUGGAAUACUUGGAUUUGUCCUAUAACAAUCUUAGCGGUGAAAUUCCAAAGUCAUUAGAAGCUCUUGUGUAUCUCAAAUACCUAAAUUUCUCUUUCAAUGAACUCAGUGGAGAAAUUCCCACUGAUGGUCCCUUUGCAAAUGUAACCAGUCAGUCUUUCUUGUCCAAUGAUGCACUUUGUGGUGACUCCCGGUUUAACGUAAAACCAUGCCCAACCAAAUCUACAAAGAAAUCAAGAAGAAAAAGAGUGCUUACAGGUUUAUAUAUUCUAUUAGGGAUAGGAUCACUCUUCAUGUUGACUGUUGGAUUUGUCGUGUUAAGAUUGAGAAACACAAAGAAGAAUGCUAGUCAAAAGGAUCUGUCUCUCGUAAGAGGGCAUGAAAGAAUUUCCUAUUAUGAACUUGAACAGGCAACUGAAGGAUUCAACGAAACCAACUUGCUUGGUAAUGGGAGUUUCAGCAGGGUUUAUAAAGGGGUACUUAAGGAUGGUAUCAUUUUUGCAGCAAAGGUAUUCAAUGUGCAAUUGGAGGGUGCAUUCAAAAGUUUUGACACGGAAUGUGAGAUACUUCGCAAUCUUCGCCACAGAAAUCUUGCCAAAGUCAUUACCAGCUGCUCCAAUCUUGAUUUCAAGGCCCUAGUGUUGGAAUACAUGCCCAACGGGACACUUGAUAAAUGGUUAUACUCUCACAAUUUGUUCUUGAACUUAUUGCAGAGAUUGGAUGUAAUGAUAGAUGUUGCAUCUGCAAUGAACUAUCUCCACAAUGGCUAUUCAACGCCUGUAGUGCAUUGUGACUUGAAACCAAGUAAUGUCUUGUUAGAUGAAGAAAUGGUUGCUCAUGUAAGUGAUUUUGGCAUUGCAAAAAUGUUAGGUGCAGGGGAGGCUUUUGUUCAAACAAGGACAGUUGCAACCAUUGGAUAUAUUGCUCCAGAGUAUGGACAAGAUGGAAUAGUAUCCACGAGUUGUGAUGUUUAUAGUUUUGGUAUCCUGAUGAUGGAGACGUUCACACGAACAAGACCAAGUGAUGACAUAUUUACUGGAGACUUGAGCAUACAAAGCUGGAUUAGUGAUUCCUUUCCGGGUGAACUUCACAAGGUGGUGGAUUCUAAUUUGGUACAGCCCGGAGAUGAACAAAUCGCUGCAAAGAUGCAAUGUUUGUCAUCUGUCAUGGAAUUAGCUUUGAAGUGCACUUUAGUGAGACCUGAUGCAAGAAUUAGCAUGAAGGAUGCUCUUUCAACACUCAAAAAGAUGAGGCUACAGCUUGUUAGUAGUCGGCAUAUGGCUAAUAUCAUUAGAUUGGAGGUAUCUUGUUGUGUUCUACGCGAUGUUGCUCUUCCGGAGCUCUGCGUUUUCGUUGGCUUGAGAUUGGAUAUAAUGAUAGAUGUUGCAUCUGCAAUGGACUAUCUCCACAAUGGCUAUUCAACGCCUGUGGUGCAUUGUGACUUGAAGCCAAGCAAUAUGUUGCUAGAUCAAGAAAUGGUUGGUCAAGUUAGUGAUUUUGGCAUUGCAAAAUUGUUAGAUGUAGGGGAGGCUUUCGUUCAAACAAGAACAACUGCAACCAUCGGAUAUAUUGCUCCAGUAUCAUUAAAUUUGAUAUCUAUAUUAGUUAUGGACAGAAGUUCCACUCUCCUCUUUUUUCUUAUAAUUUUCAUUCUACUAUUACUACAUGCCAAUGCUAAUAAUAUUAGCACUGAUGAAGCUGCUCUUCUUGCACUUAAAUCACAUAUUUCUAACGAUAUCUUAGCAACAAACUGGUCUUCUUCCGUCCCCGUUUGUAGUUGGAUUGGAAUCACUUGCAGCUCUCGACACCAUCGAGUCACUGCUUUAGACAUUUCAAGCAUGCAACUUCAUGGUACCAUUCCUCCACACCUCGGAAACCUGUCAUUUCUUUCUUCCCUUGACAUCAGUAACAACACUUUUCAUGGAGAUUUGCCACAAGAAUUGGCUCGUCUGCAGAGGUUGAAAUCGAUUAAUGUCACAAGCAAUAACUUCACCGGAGCCAUUCCAUCAUUUUUAAGUUUGUUACCAAACCUACGCUUUGUGCACCUAUCAAGCAACCAAUUUUCUGGGAAAAUUCCAUCCUCCCUUUCCAAUAUAACAAAGCUGCAAAGGUUAUACUUGGAUAGAAAUUUUCUUGAAGGAGAGAUCCCUCGAGAAAUCGGUGAUCUUCGUUACUUGACUAUCCUAGACCUGCAAAUUAAUCAGCUUAGUGGCUCUAUACCACCAUCCAUUUUUAACAUUACUACAAUGCAUGUGAUUGCUCUUACGGGCAACAAUCUUACUGGAAAUCUUCCAAAAACGAUAUGUGAUCAUCUUCGAGACUUGGAAGGACUUUACCUCAGUAAAAACUCCCUAGAUGGAGUUAUUCCACCAAACCUGGAGAAAUGCAGAAAGCUUCAAAAAUUGCAAUUGGGUGAAAAUAAGUUUAUUGGAACUUUACCAAGAGAGCUAGCCAACUUAACAGCUCUUACAUAUUUAUAUCUUUCAGAAUUGCAUUUGGAAGGUGAGAUACCAAUGGAGUUAGGUAAUCUUCAAAAACUUCAGGAGUUGGAUUUAGCACUGAAUGAGCUAACUGGCUCUGUUCCUCACAGCAUUUUCAACAUGUCAGCACUGCAGUAUAUAGAUUUUGGAGAAAAUAACCUUUCAGGUACUCUACCUUCAGAUUUAGGUCGUGGAAUGCCCAACCUAGAAAUAUUUUAUUGUGGAGGAAAUGAUCUGAGUGGUUUUAUCUCUGAUUCAAUCUCAAAUUCAUCAAAACUCAGAGAAUUUGAUCUCUCACAAAACAGUUUCACAGGUUCAAUUCCUAAAUCACUUGGUAACUUAGAAUACCUUGAGUUACUUGACUUGCUGUGGAAUAAUUUUGUCAGCGAUUCUACAUUGAGCUUCCUUGCAUCAUUGACAAACUGUAGGAAUCUAAGAGCACUCACGUUAGCAGGUAAUCCGUUGGAUGGUGUAUUGCCUGCAUCUGUUGGUAAUUUCUCAAACUCCUUGCAAAUUUUUGAAGCAUAUAAUUGUACACUGAAGGGUGUCAUUCCUCGAGAAAUUGGUAAUCUUACUGGACUGACAAGGAUGAGUCUGUUUAACAAUACAUUAACUGGACAUAUUCCAAAUACUGUACAUGGCAUGUCGAUCCUUCAAGAACUUUACUUAUUGAACAACAAGAUAGAAGGAACCAUACCAGAUGUUGUCUGUAAUUUAAAGAGACUUGGUGCAUUACUCUUGUCAAAAAAUCAUUUUUCUGGUUCGGUACCCUUCUGCUUAGGGAACAUUACUAGUUUGAGGAUACUUCAUCUAUAUAACAACAAGCUGGAUUCUACAUUACCUUCAAACUUGGGGAACCUUCAAGAUCUCAUAGAAUUAGAUGUUUCAUUCAAUUUAUUUAGUGGGGAAAUUCCAAUGGAGAGUGGAAACUUGAAGGCUGCAACACACAUUGAUUUGUCAAAUAAUUGUUUUUCUGGUAAGAUGCCUAGUACUCUAGGGGGUCUAGAUAAAUUGAUUCAUCUUUCUCUAACACAUAAUAGAUUAGAGGGGCCUAUUCCUGAAUCAUUUGGCAAAAUGUUGUCUUUGGAAUACUUGGAUUUGUCCUAUAAUAAUAUUAGUGGUCAAAUUCCAAAGUCAUUAGAAGCUCUUGUGUAUCUCAAAUACCUAAAUUUCUCUUUCAAUGAACUCAGUGGAGAAAUUCCCACUGGUGGUCCCUUUGCAAAUGUAACCAGUAAGUCUUUCUUGUCCGAUGAUGCACUUUGUGGUGACUCCCGAUUUAACGUAAAACCAUGCCUAACCAAAUCGACAAAGAAGUCCAAAAGAAAACGAGUGCUUAUGGCUUUAUAUAUUCUAUUAGGGAUUGGAUCACUCUUCACGUUGACUGUUGGAAUUGUGGUGUUAAGAUUGAGAAACACAAAGAAGAAUGCUACUCAAAAGGAUGUGUCCCUCGUAAAAGGGCAUGAAAGAAUUUCAUAUUACGAACUUGAACAGGCAACUGAAGGAUUCAACGAAGCCAACUUGCUUGGUAAUGGGAGUUUCAGCAGGGUUUAUAAAGGGAUACUUAAGGAUGGUAUCAUUUUUGCAGCAAAGGUAUUCAAUGUGCAAUUGGAGGGUGCAUUCAAAAGCUUUGACACAGAAUGUGAGGUACUCCGGAACCUUCGCCACAGAAAUCUGACCAAAGUCAUCACCAGCUGCUCCAAUCUUGAUUUCAAGGCCCUAGUGUUGGAAUACAUGCCCAAUGGGACACUUGAUAAAUGGUUAUACUCUCACAAUUUGUUCUUGAACUUAUUGCAGAGAUUGGAUAUAAUGAUAGAUGUUGCAUCUGCAAUGGAUUAUCUCCACAAUGGCUAUUCAACGCCUGUGGUGCAUUGUGACUUGAAGCCAAGUAAUGUCUUGUUAGAUGAAGAAAUGGUUGCUCAUGUAAGUGAUUUUGGCAUUGCAAAAAUGUUAGGUGCAGGGGAGGCUUUUGUUCAAACAAGGACAGUUGCAACCAUUGGAUAUAUUGCUCCAGAGUAUGGACAAGAUGGAAUAGUAUCCACGAGUUGUGAUGUUUAUAGUUUUGGCAUCCUGAUGAUGGAGACGUUCACACGAACAAGACCAAGUGAUGAGAUAUUUACUGGAGACUUGAGCAUACAACGUUGGAUUAGUGAUUCCUUUCCGGGGGAACUUCACAAGGUGGUAGAUUCUAAUUUGGUACAGCCAGGAGAAGAACAAAUCGCUGCAAAGAUGCAAUGUUUGUUAUCUAUCAUGGAAUUAGCUUUGAACUGCACUUUAGUGAGACCUGAUGAAAGAAUUAGCAUGAAUGAUGCUCUUUCAGCACUCAAAAAGAUUAGACUACAGCUUGUUAGUAGUCGGCACUAGGUGGAAUCAUUACCAAUCUUCUCUUGUAUGUUAUUUAGUUACCAGUCUGCUCUCUUAUGGAA